Guyanagaster necrorhizus is the source of this 3477-nucleotide messenger RNA. Its product is annotated as kinase-like protein. Lineage: Eukaryota; Fungi; Basidiomycota; Agaricomycetes; Agaricales; Physalacriaceae. The record is from RefSeq and is a predicted model, not a curated record. The coding region runs from base 58 to 3093 and encodes 1011 amino acids. The transcript is spliced from 13 exons. Gene Ontology annotation, molecular function: ATP binding; protein serine/threonine kinase activity. Gene Ontology annotation, biological process: regulation of autophagy; peptidyl-serine phosphorylation. Gene Ontology annotation, cellular component: cytoplasm.
UCGAGCGUCUCUUAGCACCUCACCUUGCUUGUCUGUUCUCUGCUGCGAGGCUCCACUAUGGACCCGGCUUCCCCCCCUUCCCCUCCUCAUGAAGUGAACGACAUCUUUUCUCUAUCUGACAGUGUACUAUCUUCUAAACUUAGGUUCAUCGAAGAGAUUGGUUUCGGCAACUGGGGAAGUGUUUGGCUCUGUAACCCCAAGAACAGUCCGACGUCGCACACUGCUGACGACUUCGACAGAGUGUUACAGCCCAAGAUCGCCGUCAAGCUCGUCCACCGCAACACCAAGAGCAAGACGACCGUCGCACGCGUCAAAUCACUAUGGAACGAGAUGAAAAUCAUCCGUACUUUCAAGUCUGAUCCACAUCCAUCGAUCAUCCCAUUCUACUCCUUCGUCAUUACACCUUCCUACGCGUUGAUCACUAUGGCAUACCUCCCCGCACUUGUCCCUGUGGAAGUUGACGAGUCUCAAGCUCGCGGCUGGUUCCGAUUCCUCUUAUCUGGUGUAGAAUUCCUGCACAACCGUGGAGUAGUCCAUAACGACAUUAAGCCAGCCAACAUACUGAUUUCUCCGAAAAAUAUUCCAGUCCUGGUUGACUUCGGCUUUGCAGAAAAAUAUGAUCCUGAUUCAGAUACGGCAUUUCAUAGCAAGGUUUCCUAUGGUACUCCAGAAUACCUGUCACCCGAACGCGCACGAGAGAUACCACACGAUUGCCGCAAGUCCGACGUAUGGUCGCUUGGUGUAACAUUCUUCGAGAUCCUUACGGGACGUACACCGUUCGAGGAAUGUGAUCAGGAACAGUUUACGACCAAGGAAGACCUCGAAAGGUAUUGGUCCAGAACUCUACGGGGAAAAUGGAUAGGCAGCUGGAGAAUGUCCAAGGGCAUGGAAAAACUGCUUCAUAGAAUGAUUGCUCCUAACGCCGAUUUGCGGUGUACGGCAUCGCAGGCAAUGCAAGACCCGUACUGGAAAACACGUAAAGAGGAAGACCCUCAACAUCGACGAUCUUCAAGCAAUACCUCUUUGCUUGUUUUUGAAAAGGACAUGUCGAAGCUACUUGAGUUCACACCAUCCAGAUCUCAGACAACAAAGGGCAAGGAGAAUCUGAAGAGCCCGCUAGCUCUAUUCUCGUCCAAGUCUCCGAAAGCCACUGACUCAGAUGGACAUCAUACCGUGGCAAGGUCGAAGUCUCAACCGAAGGUGAUCGCGUCGAAGAUUCAAACCUAUGCCAAGAAGCGCGUUCCAGUCCCUCCACUCACCGAUUUGUCCCCAAUCAAGGCUUCUCCACCGUCAUCACCGUCCGCUAAGCCGGUUUUACAUGCUAUUUCCCGGAACGCUGAUCCUAAUAAGAGUCGCAUACCAUUCGUUUCGCGCGUUCGUGGAAAUCCCCCCGUGCCCGCUCCAAUCAGAGCUGAUCCCCAUCGGGGACGAGUGCUUGGUGAUGUAACUGGUGCGAAUGUUAAUGCGGGUAACCUGAAGAGAGAAAAGGGCAAGGGCAAAGAAAAGGCAAACCUCGUAAAUCAACGUGUGAAGGACUGGGAGAAGCUGAGAGAAAUGUCGCGCUUGGAGGUCUCGGAGGAGGAAGUUGAGCGCGAGACGCCCUUUGAAAUAGCUGCUGGACGCCCUCAGAAGAGCCGCGACGGUGAUAAGGAAAAUAGAACAACUAUCAUUCCGACUCCUCCACCUUCGCGCAUCGCAACACCGUCUAUUCCUGCGAAUACAUCAUUUGGCUCCCCUCUCCUAUUCAAGAAGGACUCUACAUCGGCAUUAAAUGUAUUCAAACAUAGCAUCAAGUCAUCCAUAGAUAAAACGAUAAACUUAUGCAAGGCAUCGACGCUAGGCCAAGCUGCGGGAAGGAAGCGACCAAGCUGCUCGAUUGAUUUGCUGGACAACUCUACAGCCGCAGAGGAGUCUUGGGAUGCCUCGCGUCUGCUGGGUGGAGCUUCGGCCUCUACCCCUGCUUUACUGGCCCAACCAUCCACAGAAGACACACCUACAGGAAAUCAAGACAGGAUAUCGAUGUGGAUGCGCAACGUGGAGAAGGUUGUCGAUGACGCGAGACAGAAUUUCUUCCCCCCACCAGUUGUGUCACCACCUGGGACACCUAAGCCAGCUCCUUUACGCCCGUCUACGCAGAAUCGGAGCAAUCGUUCGUCGCGACUGCCUAGACGAGUUAUCCCAGCUAAUCAGAUCUUUGCUGAUGACCCAGAUCAUCUUCUGCCCAGUCCAACAAUGACGUCCUUUGUCACAUCUGGGUAUGACAUAUCCGUGCAAGCUGCUUCGAAUGUUGUAGACCAAGAGCUACCACUGGUUUGCACACCGACUAAGAAACGAAGGGCCACUGUGUCAGCGAGUUCCCCAGAAGCUUCUCUUGGCCAAUCAGGGUCCCCUGCUGAGCGCAAGGAGAAGAGCAGAUCUCAUGCAGAUCUUUUGCAGAUGCGUAUCGCACCCAUAUCAACGAUGGACGGAGCGCUGGUCAGGCGGAUGUCAUCUCCCUUGUCCCCGUCAUCCUCUAGGUCCGCACCAUCCCCCCCUUUGGAUAGAAACAUGUUCAUCGAUACUGCUUUAUCGAUGAAGUCUCUCGAUAGCGAGCAAAUUACUACUCCUAGUCCUAUCAGCAAGUCCUUUGAUGAGUUGACCUCAUCACCGCUACAUGUCGAGCCGUACCCUUCUCGCAAACCCAGCACUCAGAACGUCCCUGUUCCCGAUUCCCCCAAUCAACGCCGACUGGAAGGCGUGUAUGAUCGCUUCCUCAUGGCAACGUCCGGGGUGAAACGUCUUGGCAAGGGCUACCAGUCGGACAAUGCGGGCCCUGUCUACAAUACUGUUCAGGGCAUGGCUCGCCCAAAAUCAAGCUCUCGGCCGUUCACUUCGGUUCGUCGUACCCCGAUGCCCCCACCAGUUUCCAGCGAUGAUGUCAGGCGGGCUGCAUCCGUCGAUGAAUUAGGCUUUAUGACACAUGCUGCCACCCCCGCUACGCCUUCGACUCCUGCGCGCAAAGACGAAAGUCGAGUGACAAUGAUGCGUCGCGCCAUCAAAUCCUUCGUACCAGGGAAGUCGGUCUCCCGACGACUAACACGCCAUCACGCAUAACUGAAUCGUUUCUCUCAUCCUCUCUCAUUUGUCUCUAUCUUUCACCUCAUCAUACGUGCCCUCUCUUCUUGAUUACGGCAUUCUGAACAUCGCUCUCUAUCCGUUAUGCUAUCGAGCUAUCUAUUCACUUACGACUGACCGCUUUAUUACGCGUUCAUGGGUUUUACGAUCACGCUUUUCGACGAAUUCAUGUUCUAAUGCUUUCUCGUUCAUAUUACAAAUUCUUGCUGCAACGUUUUGUAAAGACAUUGAUAGUGGUCCGUGUAUCCUUUACGUUCGCGAUGUACUUAUGCUCUCCUUUCUCGAAUCUCACUUGAAGAUGGCAGAUGGUUACUGCUGGCGGAAGCAAGUGGCGAUGUUGCGUUAAUAACUUUUAAUUGAGCC